Messenger RNA from Aureobasidium uvarum, 999 nucleotides. The record is from the annotation of a GenBank genome assembly. NCBI's taxonomy places the organism in Eukaryota, Fungi, Ascomycota, Dothideomycetes, Dothideales, Saccotheciaceae.
AGUGACUCGGAACGCUCAGAUGAUACUGUGGCAUCCCAGCCCAAGUUCGUCGAGACUGGUGUUCCCCUCAACAGGAGUCAAACAGCUGCUGCACUCGACAAGACCGAUCCCAAGUUCCUAUGGCCCAGAAUCCGAUUGACAUUGCAAGAUGCCUUCUCCGAGUUCAUCGGAACGUUCAUCAUCCUGAUGUUCGGUGACGGUGUCGUGGCUCAAGUCGUCCUGUCCAAGGGUACCAAGGGUGACUACCAGUCAAUUUCCUGGGGAUGGGGCAUUGGAGUCAUGCUGGGUGUGUACGCCGGUGGCAAGUCCGGAGCUCAUCUCAAUCCUGCGGUCACCUUCUCCAGUUGUGUGUUCCGAAAGUUCCCCUGGAAGAAGUUCCCGAUCUACAUGCUGGCUCAGACCCUUGGAGCAUUCUGUGCAGCCGGUGUCGUCUAUGCAAACUACAAGUCAGCCAUCGACACCUUCGAGGGAGGUGCUGGUAUCAGAACAGUGGGCGGUCCCAACUCGACAGCCGGUAUCUUCUGCACAUAUCCUGCCGAGUUCAUGACGCGGACGGGCAUGUUCUUCUCAGAAUUUAUCGCUAGUGCUCUUCUUAUUAUCGACAAGGUUCAUNUCCUCAUCUUUGCUCUUAAGGAUGAUUCAAACCUUGGCUCGGGCAACUUGACACCACUCGGACUCUUCUUCAUCAUUUUCGGUAUCGGCGCAUGCUGGGGCUGGGAGACCGGCUACGCUAUCAACUUUGCCAGAGAUUUUGGACCCCGUCUCAUGUCAUACUUCCUUGGGUACGGCAAUGAAGUGUGGAGCGCUGGUAAUUGGUAUUUCUGGAUUCCAAUGGUGUCGCCAUUCUUUGGUUGCACGUUCGGUGGCUUCUUGUACGACCUUCUCAUGUUCACAGGAGAGAGCCCGAUCAACGAGGAGUGGAUGGGCAUCCCUGGAGCUUACAAACGCCUGACGUCGUUUGGCAAGUCGAAANAGGAGAAGACCGAAUCCAGUCUGGUU